GCGCAGGCGCCCUCAGAGGCGCUGAGUCAGGGCGCUGUUGAGCUCGGGCAGGCCCGGAUGGGGCGGGGUUAGCGCCUGCGCUCUGGACGGCUUUGGGGCAGGGCAGAUUUAUAUCUGCGGGGGAUCAGCUGACGCUCCGCAUUGCAGACUGCGGAGUCAGACGGAGCUAUGUACGCCCUCUUCCUCCUGGCCAGCCUCCUGGGCGCGGCUCUAGCCGGCCCGGUCCUUGGACUGAAAGAAUGCACCAGGGGCUCGGCAGUGUGGUGCCAGAAUGUGAAGACGGCGUCCGACUGCGGGGCAGUGAAGCACUGCCUGCAGACCGUUUGGAACAAGCCAACAGUGAAAUCCCUUCCCUGCGACAUAUGCAAAGACGUUGUCACCGCAGCUGGUGAUAUGCUGAAGGACAAUGCCACUGAGGAGGAGAUCCUUGUUUACUUGGAGAAGACCUGUGACUGGCUUCCGAAACCGAACAUGUCUGCUUCGUGCAAGGAGAUAGUGGACUCCUACCUCCCUGUCAUCCUGGACAUCAUUAAAGGAGAAAUGAGCCGUCCUGGGGAGGUGUGCUCUGCUCUCAACCUCUGCGAGUCUCUCCAGAAGCACCUGGCAGAGCUGAAUCACCAGAAGCAGCUGGAGUCCAAUAAGAUCCCAGAGCUGGACAUGACUGAGGUGGUGGCCCCCUUCAUGGCCAACAUCCCUCUCCUCCUCUACCCUCAGGACGGCCCCCGCAGCAAGCCCCAGCCAAAGGAUAAUGGGGACGUUUGCCAGGACUGCAUUCAGAUGGUGACUGACAUCCAGACUGCUGUACGGACCAACUCCACCUUUGUCCAGGCCUUGGUGGAACAUGUCAAGGAGGAGUGUGACCGCCUGGGCCCUGGCAUGGCCGACAUAUGCAAGAACUACAUCAGCCAGUAUUCUGAAAUUGCUAUCCAGAUGAUGAUGCACAUGCAACCCAAGGAGAUCUGUGCGCUGGUUGGGUUCUGUGAUGAGGUGAAAGAGAUGCCCAUGCAGACUCUGGUCCCCGCCAAAGUGGCCUCCAAGAAUGUCAUCCCUGCCCUGGAACUGGUGGAGCCCAUUAAGAAGCACGAGGUCCCAGCAAAGUCUGAUGUUUACUGUGAGGUGUGUGAAUUCCUGGUGAAGGAGGUGACCAAGCUGAUUGACAACAACAAGACUGAGAAAGAAAUACUCGACGCUUUUGACAAAAUGUGCUCGAAGCUGCCGAAGUCCCUGUCGGAAGAGUGCCAGGAGGUGGUGGACACGUACGGCAGCUCCAUCCUGUCCAUCCUGCUGGAGGAGGUCAGCCCUGAGCUGGUGUGCAGCAUGCUGCACCUCUGCUCUGGCACGCGGCUGCCUGCACUGACCGUUCACGUGACUCAGCCAAAGGACGGUGGCUUCUGCGAAGUGUGCAAGAAGCUGGUGGGUUAUUUGGAUCGCAACCUGGAGAAAAACAGCACCAAGCAGGAGAUCCUGGCUGCUCUUGAGAAAGGCUGCAGCUUCCUGCCAGACCCUUACCAGAAGCAGUGUGAUCAGUUUGUGGCAGAGUACGAGCCCGUGCUGAUCGAGAUCCUGGUGGAGGUGAUGGAUCCUUCCUUCGUGUGCUUGAAAAUUGGAGCCUGCCCCUCGGCCCAUAAGCCCUUGUUGGGAACUGAGAAGUGUGUAUGGGGCCCAAGCUACUGGUGCCAGAACACAGAGACAGCAGCCCAGUGCAAUGCUGUCGAGCAUUGCAAACGCCAUGUGUGGAACUAGGAGGAGGAAGAUUCCGUCUUGGCAGAAACCACAGCAUUGGUUUUUUUCUACUUGUGUGUCUGGGGAAAUGAACGCACAGAUCUAUUUGACUUUGUUAUAAAAAUAGGGCUCCCCCACCUCCCCCAUUUCUGUGUCCUUUAUUGUAGCAUUGCUGUCUGCAAGGGAGCCCCUAGCCCCUGGCAGACAUAGCUGCUUCAGUGCCCCUUUUCUCUCUGCUAGAUGGAUGUUGAUGCACUGGAGGUCUUUUAGCCUGCCCUCGCAUGGCGCCUGCUGGAGGAGGAGAGAGCUCUGCUGGCAUGAGCCACAGCUUCUUGACUGGAGGCCAUCAACCCUCUUGGUUGAGGGCUUGUACUGAGCCCUGACAUGUGCUUGGGCACUGGUGGGCCUGGGCUUCUGAGGUGGCCUCCUGCCCUGAUCAGGGACCUUCCCCCCUUUCCUGGGCCUCUCAGCUGAACAAAGCAGCAAAACAAAGGCAGUUUUAUAUGAAAGAUUAGAAGCCUGGAAUAAUCAGGCUUUUUAAAUGAUGUAAUUCCCACUGUAAUAACAUAGGGAUUUUGGAAGCAGCUGCUGGUGGCUUGGGACAUCAGUGGGGCCAAGGGUUCUCUGUCCCUGGUUCAACUGUGAUUUGGCUUUCCCGUGUCUUUCCUGGUGAUGCCUUGUUUGGGGUUCUGUGGGUUUGGGUGGGAAGGAGGCCAUCUGUCUGAAUGUAACCUGCUAGCUCUCCGAAGGCCCCGCGGGCCUGGCUUGUGUGAGCGUGUGGACAGUGGUGGCCGCGCUGUGCCUGCUCAUGUUGCCUACGUGUCCCUGGCUGCUGAGGCGCUGCUUCAGCCUGCACCCCUCCCUUGUCUCAUAGAUGCUCCUUUUGACCUUUUCAAAUAAAUAUGGAUGGCGAGCUCCUAGGCCUCUGGCUUCCUGGUAGAGGGCGGCAUGCCGAGGGGUCUGCUGGGUGUGGAUUGGAUGCUGGGGUGUGGGGGUUGGAAGCUGUCUGUGGCCCACUUGGGCACCCACGCUUCUGUCCACUUCUGGUUGCCAGGAGACAGCAAGCAAAGCCAGCAGGACAUGCAGUUGCUAUUAAAUGGACUUCGUGAUUUUUGUUUUGCACUAAAGUUUCUGUGAUUUAACAAUAAAAUUCUGUUAGCCAGA
Messenger RNA from Pan troglodytes (chimpanzee), 2886 nucleotides. It is a transcript of the gene PSAP, whose product is annotated as prosaposin. The transcript has 14 exons. Bases 169 to 1743 code for a protein of 524 amino acids. The record is from RefSeq and is a predicted model, not a curated record. Gene Ontology annotation, cellular component: lysosome. Gene Ontology annotation, biological process: sphingolipid metabolic process. Lineage: Eukaryota; Metazoa; Chordata; Mammalia; Primates; Hominidae.